AUGGCGAGGACAGACUUUGGUUUUUUUGCCCUGGCUUUGGUUGGCGCCUUGUCACUGCUGGCGCUCACUUUCGGCCUGGCUCCAGCAUUUUUUUGUCGAGUGGAUCAUCCCCUGCACUCGCUGGAUCGAUUUCGCUGGAUUUCUGGAUGUGGAAGCUGUGUGCUUCUGUUCCUGUGCGCACUUUGUUCCAAUGGCGCGGUUUAUGCUUACAUGCAGCUGCAUCCAACGCUGCACCUAAGCCUUCACGAAUAUUCUGAGACGCGGGUGGAGCAGGCUGGCCUGGUGAGCUUGGAUGCCAAGUUAGAUUUGAAACGUCCCAUGGACGCAGCUGAGUUGGCUGGUUCUGGUCAGUGUGCGCGGAAGGACUGCCGAAUUGAAUUGGGUUACCUGCUCUUUUCAAAGGAUUCCCUGCUACGUGUCGACGACAUCGAUGGGCACGAUGUCGCGGCCGCCGAAGAGGAUGAAAGGAACUACGAGAACCGCAGAAAACUGAGCGAAACACCGGCCACAGGGGCCGUCAAUGAGACCAACUCGACCUUUGGCGGGCGCCUCUCGGGGGCAGGUGGAGGCGGCGGAGGCGGCGGCGGCGGGGGAGGCGGCAGCAAGAAACACUGCUCCAUCACUUGCGUCUACGCGGCGCCCUUGGUGCCCGAAGAUGCGGAGCUAGCUGCGAAAAGGAUUGCAGCAUCGGCGUUUGAGGAGGUGCAGCUUGGUGGGACGUGCUUGGGGGCUUCCUGCGACACGCAGGUUAUGAGCCCAACGCCGUCCAAGGACCAACCCAUGGAAAUGCAGAGGAGAAGAGCUAAGGCGAAAGACAACGAUGGCACUAAGGCCAGCGAAGCCAAGAGCCAAAGCGAUGGAAAGGAGUCUCUCCAGUUGGUGCCGGUGACACCUAAUGGGGGUGAAGUUGUAGGGAAUGGGGAUAGCCAGGGUUCAGGGGAUGCCAAGAAAGAGGAUAGCGUAGCCAUACAACAAUAUGUUACUCCUCAGCACCCACAGGGGCCACCAGUUGAAUAUGGUCCCAAGAAUCUGGAACCUCUUUUCAGUGAGCAACAGCUGCAGGAAGUUCAGGACCUGCGGGCUAAGGCUCCCAUGCUUGAUCCACCUUCGCUCUGCUCAGGGGUGGAGGUUGCAAUCACACCAGCCAUGCGUCCAGCAGUCAACCAAGGACCUAGUUCACCAGGGGUUCCAAUGGCGGCAGGGUGUGGGGUGGGAUUUGCCACAGGGAUGGAUCCUAGGAUCAUAGAAGAAGAACGAAUGCGGUUGAGGUUCAUCUUAGAUCAUGAGCGGGGUAUGAUGCAGAAUCUCAUGAGGCAGGUUCAAGAAGAGAACAUGCGUCUCAGAGUGCAGCUGAUGGAGGAACGUGAAGGGAAGUACUCCACACCACCUGACAAGCCGAUCGAGGAGAACCAAAGGCCAAAGGAAUUUGCAAGCCACAGAAGGUCAGAGAGACAGGGUGGCAAAAAGGAGGAUGAGGGCCAAGGAUCCAGGAAGGAUGAGGGCCAAGGAUCCAGGAAGGAUGAGGGCCAAGGAUCAAGAAAGGAAGAAGGACACCAGCCUCAGGAGGGUGUCCACCAGCAGAACUGGCAUGGUCAGCAAGGUGAGACAGCUGAUCAGGCCAACGGAUCUGAGGAGAGUUCCGAAGAUCAGAAGUCUGAGGAGGAGUUUUCAGAGGAGUCUGAAGCUGAGGAUGAAGAGAAGAGGCAUCAAGGCGGUUCUGCUGAGAGUGGCGGAGACAAGACCGUAGAAGUGAUGCUGAAGCUGAUGCAAGAGGGGCGAAAGAUCGAGGGAAAGACCCCGCAUCAGUUGGUGGAAGAGUCAAGGCAGCUCUCGAGGUGGGCUCCCUUACUGAUGACGGCCAUCACCGAGGCGGUGUUCAAAGAACGAGGCCAAGUCCCCAAGCCCCGACUCCGGUCCUGGAGAACACACAUUCUUCAGGGACACACCCCCUUCCGGAAGGAUUGUGCAGUGUGCCAGCAGGCAUCCGGAAGAGACAAAGCACACAGGCGAGAGAAGCUCCCACCACGAUCUGGAGUCCUCUCAUUGGACACGGCAGGUCCAUUGAUGAAAGCCCCGGAUCUUGGAAGAGGAACGGCCAAGUUCAUGUUGGUCGCCAGCUUUACAUGGCCGUCAGCAUCAACAGAAGAAGAUGCGACAGAAGAGAACGAGGAAGACCUCAAAGAAUGUCCCCAGAUUGAUGAUCUGGCCGAGAUAGAGAGAGAGAAAGAAAUAAAAGAAGACGGCAAGCCGAGAAGAGGACGUCCUAGAAUUGAAGACGUCGAAGCCAGAGAAAGAGAGAGAAGAACGGCAGAAGAAGAGAAGACCCGUCAAGAAGGGGAUCUGAAAGCACCAUCCAUCGGAGAGGAGGAGGAUUUGGAGGCCUAUCGACAGACCAAGGCUGGUCAGCAUGAGGAGGAGGAGGAGUAUGAUUCUCCAUCCUUGGGAGAAGAGCAGGGCCAAGAAGGACAGGAAGAGGAGACGGAAAAUGAAAGGGAGGAAGUGCACAUGGCUGUGCACAGGAUGGCCAUACCAAUGGCGUCAAGGGCAUCGGAGGAGGUCUUGAGACACAUCAUUGACCUUUACUUGAUGUUAAAGGCCGAUGGGUAUGAGGUGCGACAGAUCCAUUCAGACAGAGCGGCAGAGUUCAUAUCACCGAGACUUGAACGGUGGUGCCGCGAAAGAGAUAUCCUGCAGACCUGGUCGGCAGGAGCCGAGCCUCAAUCAAACGGCAGAGCAGAGAGAACAGUGCAGGAGAUCAAAUCAAGAGUAAGAAGACUCUUACAUGCCGCCAGAGUUGGCCCAGAAUGGUGGCCAGUUGCGCUAAGAAAUGUCAAUGAGCGCCUGAGAAGAGAAAGAAUGAAGGUGAACUGGAAUGGCCAGAAGUUUGAGGAGAUUCCGGCCUUCAUGCAAGAAGUCACCGUAAAGAAGAGGUUUUGGCGCACGAAGGAGCUGGAACCGGGGCGAGAGGUGGUGAGAUAUCUGUCUCCUACGUGGCUGCACCAUGGCCACUGGGUCCUUAGAGAAGAUGGGACCAAGAUGCUGACCCGAGCCGUGUUCAAGAAAGGCACGGAGCCAGUGGAUGACCAAGUAUGGGUCGCACUGGAGGAUGCACUGACCCCAGUCGAUUUGAGGAGACGACUUCGGGGCAAAGUGCUGGUCAGAAGGGUAGAGGGAAGUCAAGAAGAAGACAAGCCUCGAAACCCGGAUCAAGGAGCCAUCGCCAAGGAGAAACACCUAGAGCGGAUCAUCCAAGAAGAGAUGACGUAUGUGGUGCAUGAUGAGAUGGAGGUUGCUCAACAGGUGUUGGAUGCCACCAAAGCCCUUAGAGGGUUCAAGACCACUGAAGAAGAAGAGAUCCUGCAGACCAAGAUUGUCAGCCCACAAGAUGUGAAGAGAAAUGCAGAUGCCUGGAAAGAGGCGAUAGAAGCGGAGCUUAAGUCCCUGAUGGAAACAAAGAGGGCACUCCGAGUCGUCCCCCCUGAAGAGGCCAGACAGAUGACUCAGGAUCAAGGCCUGUUGGCAGUCCCGGCCAAGGUGGUGUUUACCAUCAAACCGGACGCCGCAAAUCCCCGAGGAAAGAAGAAGUGCCGUAUAGUGGCCUGUGGGAACUAUGCCCCAGAUGCAGAAAUGGACUGCUUCGCAGCAGGAACAGAUGCAGCCACACUGAGGCUAGCAUUGGCCAUGGCAUCAAAGAAGGCGUGGUAUGGGGCCAACUUGGAUGUUAAGACGGCCUUUCUAAAUGCUCCUAUGACCAGGCCCCAGAGAGAUUCAGAGGAGGAGGAAGGAUUGAGUAAGAUCCUCUUACGACCUCCACCAAUUUUGGUGUCUCUGGGCCAUGUAACCAAGGAUCAGUUCUGGGAAGUCCUCAAAGCGAUGUAUGGAUUCCACCAGAGCCCACGACUAUGGAGCGAUUAUCGAGAUGAUUCGAUGAGGAAAAUGAAGACCUCAAAGCUACAUCUGGUUCAAAUGGAGACAGAGCCAAGCGCCUGGCUGAUGAAGUCCCAGGAAGAUGAUGAGACACAUGGCAUCAUUCUCACUUACGUUGAUGAUGUCUUGAUACUGUCCACCAAGGAGGUUGUGGAAGAAUGGGUGGACCUCAUCAGAAGGACAUGGGAAACCUCAUCUCCAGAAUGGGUUAAUCCCGAUGAGCCAACCAGGUUUUUGGGGAUGGAGCUCAAGAGGUCAGAAGAAGGAAUCUGGACGGCAUCCCAGAAGAACUACACGUUGGAAGUUCUGAGGAAGAACCUCAAGAAGACACCAUGGCCCAGAAAGAAGAUACCAAUCUCCAAAGAAGGAGCAGAGAGUGAAGAAGAAGAUCAGAAGAAAGAAGAAGAUGAAGAUGUUGGCCCUAUGACCCCCGCAGAGGUUAAGGAAGCCCAGAAAGUGGUUGGCGAACUAAUCUGGUUGGUGACCAGAUGCCGACCAGAUUUGAUGUAUGUCACCACGAAGAUGGCAUCUUGGUCCACCAGAAACCCAAGGAAGGUACUUGACAUGGCUGGUCAAGUGUGGGGUUAUCUGGCUGGAACUGUGAACUCCACCCUUCAGCUCAAGGGACCGCUGGACUCCAAUGACAUGGAGGUUCACACAGAUGCAUCUUAUGGAGAUGACGCUCAUGGGUGUGUGGUGGUGAAGUGGGGGGAGGCAGCCAUUCUAUGGCGCAGCGCCAAGCAGACGCUACAGACAACAUCUACAGCCGAGGCAGAGUUAGUGGAGAUCAUGGAGGGUGCCACUAUGGCUGACUCAGUUCGAGUUGUUGUAGAAGAACUGGUUGGAGAACGAGUUAGGUGUUGGCAGUUUACAGACUCAGCAUCAGCCCUGUCAAUUGUCUCAGGGGAUUCAGCGUCAUGGAGGACGAGGCACCUGAGGAAGAGGGCUAGAUUUCUGAGGUGGAGAGCCCUUAGAGGAGACGUGGUGAUGAGACAUCAACCGGGAAGUGAGAUGGUGGCAGAUAUCGGAACGAAAGCGCUGGCAUCAGUUCGUCUGAAGGAACUGAAAGGAAGACUCGGCCUGAUUGAAGAAGAAGUGGAAGAGGCAGGUGAUCUUCAAGAAGCCAAGAAGGGCGCCGAGAACUGCCAUAUGGAAAAGUCCCAGUUGAUGGAUCAAGCCCAAGCGGAAAGGCUAGUGAAGGUGUUGAUGGUAAUGGCUCUAGUUCAAAGAGCUAAGGGAGCGGAAGAAGAGGAAGAGGAUCAUCGGGCACUAGAAUGUGCCAUGCUCCUAUAUACCAUCGUAGUGGUGGUGGCCACGGUUGUCAGCCAGGCCUUAUGGAAGUGGUGGGGUCGAGGUCACCACCCUUCCAACGCACAAGCAGACAGCUCCGCAACCACAGAGGAAAUGGAGGAAGAAGCUCUGCUUCCAGCACUGCAAAGAAGAGCCUCACAAGCAGCACACCUAGCCAGCAUUGUAGGCAGCACCACUUCCGGGGGAGUUACAGGCCACAGGGCCGGCACCAAUGAACCCAGCACCGUUAGCUCUGCUACCAGCCAGAUACCAGCACCUGCCCAGAGAGGAUGCAGCAGAAACACCGACAGAACACCUGAGGUCACAACUUCUGGCCAAGCAACACCCAGUGAGGAGCCGCAGGCCAGCCAACAGAAGAACUCAGGAAGCCAGGGCACUCCAGCUCAACCAAUUCCAGGUGCUGCUCCCAUCGCUUGGGCCGUGAGUAGCUCGAGUCCACCGAGUGCCACCAGCGGCACCAAGCACUUCCACUGGUGGACGGGGGAGCGGCAGGACUACCAACGGGCCAUGGAUGAAGCAGUUGCUCAUCAGCUACCUGAGAGGUUGAAGGUCUGCAACGGACAGCAAGCCUUGGAGGUCUCCAAAAACUGGUGGGGCGCUUGUAGCAGUGUGCUGGCAGCGAACUGGGGGCUCCCGUUGACGAUAAGUUAUGGCUAUGUGAACUGCCGGACCAGGGACAAUGCGGGCCUGUGUUGCUGUCCAGUGGGAGAGCGCCUACUGGCGGGUGAGGGUGGCUGUGAACCAUGCCGGCGCUUGAAAGGACGCUUGGAUGCCCUGCAUGAGUUCCCGCUGCUGUAUUCACUGGCCGAAGAUGACUGGCAGAACAGUUUCUACUUGAUGCUAUUCUUUGGCUUGGUCUUGUUGCCACUGCCGUGGGCCAUCGUAGCUCGCUGCUGUUGGCACCUGACAGAUUCGGCCACCCUUCGGGACAGCUUUUUGCAAUACGAAGUCCGCAAUCAGCGGAAACAGAUCGCAGAGACUUGGAUUGGUGCCUCAACUUUGCAUGGUCCUUGGACCAUUCAUGUGGCCAGCAUGUCUGGAGACUGUCGUGCCCUUGGCAAGGCUUGGCCAUGGACGCCCUUGACUCCCGAGCUGUUGUAUGUACCGGGGACCAGAUUCCGUGUGAAUGUGAGUGCGCAUUUGCCCAACGAAAACCUCGCCUUGGCAAUGCUGACGGCGCACCAGCGGAGUCGAGUGGAGCAUGAUAUGGACGAUCGGCAAGGUUAUCCGAUGUCCUUGUGGCGCGCCAGUCUGGCGGAGCCGGUUGUGGCCACCUUCCAAAGCUGGAGCAAAGAACCCGUGGCCAUCGGUAUUCUUCAAAAUUGGCCCACUUUUCCCCCAAUGGUGGUGACUGGUGCGGUGAGUUUCGACCCAGUUGGCGGCCGCCAUCUUCCACCCGAAUUGCAGGUGUCAAAUCUCGUUUUGAGCUUCGUUUUUGUGGCAUGUUGCGCUUCAAUCCUGAUGCUGCUGGUCUACACCUUGCGCUUCAAAGAUUGCCGAAGCCGUUUACAUUUGGCCUUCCUUGGCUGUUUCCUACUGAAAUUUCUCACCUUGCUACUGCAGCUCGUGGAGUUGAUCGAUUCAGAUGUCACCGGAUAUCCCUCCUUCUUUCGAGAGAUUUCUGCUGUGGUCUUGAAGCAUGUGCAGGACAUUUGUAUCAUGGGCGUCUUCUUCCUCAUCGGCGUGGGAUGGAAGAUCACACGGCAACAUCUCCGAAGUUCUGAGUGGAUUUUUGCAUUGGUUGCUAUGGCCAUCGGCUUCUUAUUGCGGAUGAUGAGCUUCCUUUGUGGCUUAUUGGGUGCCUGCAACCCCAUCCGUUACAAGUUGACAGUCUUCACGGUGAACGCCUUGUGCUCCUUGGUGAUCAUCGUGGCUACCAAUUUCAACAUCUUCGUGCUGACACGACAGCUGCAGGAGUCACACGUCUCUUCGGAGGCCUCCUGGAUCUAUGCCAAAUUCUAUGCCUAUAUGAGGUUUCGCAUUUGUUACCUCUACUACAUCAUGCUUGAGGUCGCGUGCGACGCGGCCAUGCGUUUGUUCAGAGAACCCAUUGUGCAGGUGAUGAAGGAAGUGGUUGAGUGGUUGCUCUUGACGGUGGUGCUGUGGGUUUGGCGGCCGGGCUAUAUGGAAGAGUACAAGGUCUUUGAUUUGGCCUGUGCAUCGGAUGUGCCCAGCAGCGACUCUGAAGAGCCUUUGGGGGCGCCCGAGAUUGUGCAGAGCGGCGCUUGGAUCCUCUUGGUCCCUGAUGUUGAAACAGCAGGAAACCGUGGUUUCUGGGCACUGUCGUUGUCCUCUCUGUCUUUGAGCGACGUUGCGGGGCUACGGCUUUGGUUGUGGCAGAUGGCACUUGCCAAGUUUCAAAAAAAGCUGAGCUUUGCUCAGCACAACUGUACAACGCUAAAAGGCACUCACUUUGGCUGAGCUGAGUUGAUUAUCC
This is a messenger RNA of Cladocopium goreaui, 7675 nucleotides long. The record is from the annotation of a GenBank genome assembly. NCBI's taxonomy places the organism in Eukaryota, Dinophyceae, Suessiales, Symbiodiniaceae.